AUGAAUUCUUCUCAUGUAAACAUAUCUAUCUCAGUCUAUUUAUAUCUAUCUGUUUAUUCAUUUAUUCCAGUUUAUUCAUUAUCUAUCUAUUAUAUUCCGUUUUUAUCUAGUUAUCUAUCUGUAUACCUAUCUAUUUAUCUCAUUCUGUUUUUAUUUAUCUAUCUAUCUAUAUAUAUAUCUAUUUUAGUCUGUUUAUAUCUAUCUAUCUAUCUAUCUAUCUAUCUAUCUAUCUAUCUAUCUAUCUAUAUCUGUUUAUAUCUAUCUAUCUUUGUUUUUAUUUAUCUACAUAUCUAUCUCAAUAUAUUCAUAUCUAUCUCUCUAUCUAUCUAUUAUAGUCUUCUGUUAUAUCUAUCUAUCUAUAAUCUGUUUUUAUCUCUCUCUCUCUAUCUAUUUUUUUUAUUUAUCUAUCUCAAUAUAUUCAUAUCUAUCUAUCUAUCUAUCUAUCUAUCUAUCUAUCUAUCUAUCUAUCUAUCUAUCUUACCUACCUACCUAUUCACAUCUAUCUAUCUAUCUAUCUAUCUAUCUAUCUAUCUAUCUAUCUAUCUAUCUAUCUAUGUCUGUACAUACACAUUUAUUUAUAAUAUUCACACUUAUCUAUUUGUUUCAGUCUGUUCAUAUAUAUCUAUUUAA
Messenger RNA from Acanthosepion pharaonis, 630 nucleotides. The record is from the annotation of a GenBank genome assembly. Lineage: Eukaryota; Metazoa; Mollusca; Cephalopoda; Sepiida; Sepiidae.